Molecule: messenger RNA, 5186 nt
Organism: Plectropomus leopardus (leopard coralgrouper)
Lineage: Eukaryota; Metazoa; Chordata; Actinopteri; Perciformes; Serranidae
Source: RefSeq, a predicted model, not a curated record
GUGUGUGUGUGUGUGUGUGUGUGUGUGUGUGUGUGUGUGUGUGUGUGUGUGUGUGUGUGUGUGUUUUUGCUGUUUGCAUCUCCCUUUCCAGACAAAAUGCUAAGAGCACACCGACCAAAAACACUGUCAUCUUUAACGGGGAGAGGGAAUGGACAGCAUGAAGCUAUUAUUUAUCCGUUUUUGAGAGAGCUGCUGAAAUGAGGCCUGCCGUCACCGUUUUGGAAUGAAAUGUAAAUUCAGGGCAGUAAGCUGCACCACCCAGCCCUUCUUAUUUAGACCUGCCUUUCGUUUCCCCCUUUCCUAAUCCAUUUAGAUUUCUUUAAUUUAUCUGAACGUAGAAAUGAGGUUCAAUUUUAAACAAAACAUUCCAAAUCACUCUUGCCAGUUAAAAAUGAAUUUGAGUGUGAAUAUGUGUGUGUGUGUUUGUGUGUGAGUAUUUUAUCAUGUGACUGGGGGUGCUUUGCUGUGGGGAAGCGUCGACUCUCCUUUUGGAAGACGUUCAUGUCGAUUAAUGUUGGUGAAUGUAUCGUGUGGAAAAAGAAACGGCACGCAGCCCUGCCCUGACAGUCCAGAGGAAGGCUUGAGCAGCUUCCUUCGGACCAGCCGGGUGGCGCUCAAGUGUCCGUCUGUGUCAGCUGACCGGCCGUCCAGCACCAAGUCCCUCCCUCUCUUCCUCUUCAUGAAGCUCUGCCUUUAAACCCCAGCCAGUGGGGGCAGGCGGAGUGGAUGUCUGCCUGUGGAUGGAGGUGGGACUUGCAGCGCUGGAGGUCUGAGGCUGUCUGUGUUUGGAGAUUUCCUGCUUUUCACAAUCAAUAAAACCAUCAUCAACUCAGACUCAGGCACCGUUUGGCUGUUAUAAACAAAUGGACAUGUGAGGAAUGGCGUUGGAGGUAUUUUGAAUUUAUAAGCUUUGGGCAGCGUGUGGACACCAUGCCGUAUCUGGGCGGUGAGGACACGGUGAGGGAGCUGAGGAGAGCUCUGUCCAACCCCAACGUCCAGUCCGACCAGCUGCGGUACAGGAACACCAUCCUCAAAGUCAUCAGGUCGAUGUCUCAGGGCGUGGAUGUGUCAGGCCUGUUCAGUGAGAUGGUCAAAGCGUGUGCCACAGUGGACAUCGUCCAGAAGAAACUGGUCUAUGUCUUUCUGUGUUCCUAUGCCACCUUAAACCCCGAGCUGUCUCUGUUGGUCAUCAACACCCUGAGGAAAGACUGUCAGGAUCCAAACCCCAUGGUGCGCAGCCUGGCCCUGAGGAACAUGACCAACCUCAGGUUACCCAGUCUGGUGGAGUACGUAGAGCAGCCGCUGACAGCAGGACUGAGGGACAGAGCAGCCUGUGUGCGAAGAGUGGCUGUUCUCGGCUGGGCCAAACUGCACAAUCUCCAACCAAACUCUGAGAUCGAUGCUGCAGUGGUGAAUGAGCUGUACAGCCUGCUGAGGGACCCAGACCCCGUGGUGAUGGUGAACUGCCUCCGAGCUCUGGAGGAGAUCCUGAAGGAGGAGGGAGGAGUUGCUAUUAAUAAACCCAUCACCCAUCACCUCCUCAACAGGCUGAAGGAGUGUGAUGUUUGGGGUCAGUGUGAGGUGCUGAGGAUCCUCCAGCGCUACCGGCCUCAGUCAGAAGAUGAGCUGUUUGACAUCCUGUCCCUGCUGGACGCCUCCCUGGUCAGCCCACACCCCCCAGUCAUGGCGGCCACCCUCAGCCUCUUCCUCAGCCUCUGCUCCAGCCUGCCUGCUGUCAGUCUGGCGGCCCUGGAGCGAGUGCGUGGACCCCUGCUGGCUGCCUGCGGGAGCGUGUCCAGAGAGAUGAGGUUCACCGCGCUCUGCCACAUACAGCUGCUGUUGCGUUCUCUGCCUGGCCUGAUGGGGGCGCACUAUAAACGUUUCUUCUGUGGCUAUGCUGAGCCCGCUUACAUCAAGCAGAGGAAGAUGCAGGUGCUGGUGGAGCUGGUGAAUGAUGAGAAUGUAGUGAUGCUACUGGACGAGCUGAAAGGAUACUGCACUGAUGUCAAUACUGACACUGCCCAGGCUGCAAUCUCGGCUAUUGGUCGUAUUGGACGGAGCUACAGCGACAGGUGUCUGGAGAUCCUUACAGGACUGCUCGGGCUCAAACAGGAGCACAUCACUUCUGCGGUGGUGCAGACGAUGCGUGACCUGGUCUGGGUGUGUCCUCAGUGCAGCGACACUGUGUGUUUGGCUCUGGAAGGCUGCGAGGAGACGCUGCAGGAUAGUCAGGGAAGGCAGGCCUUGCUGUGGCUGCUGGCUGUUUAUGGGGAGCGAGUCUCCAGCGCCCCCUACACGUUGGAGGUGUUCAUUGAUGGCGUGAGGAGCGAGGCCUCUCUGGGAGUUAAGAUGGAGCUGCUGACAACCGCCAUGAGGCUGUUUCUGUGCCGGCCUGCAGAGACACAAGACAUGCUUGGAAGACUGCUGCACUACUGCAUAGAGGAGGAGACAGACAUGUGUGUGCGUGACCAGGCGCUCCUCUACUACCGCCUGCUGCAGUGUGGGAUCGAAGAGACACGAAAGGUCCUCCAGGGUCGGAGGUCAGACCCUUCCCUGGGUGUUCUGAUUGGCCGCCCCGCUGAGCCCAUCAGCCAAUGGGCAAGCAGCUUUAACACUCUGGAGCCUCUGAGGCAGGGUACUACAGAGACAGAGUCAGCCAGCAGAGGAAGUCCGGAACAUGUGGCCUUUAACCCCAAGCCCAACACUGAUCUCUCAGACAAACUCAACUGUGGCCACACUGAGAGAGUCCAUUCAGGUUCAGACAGUGCCAGUGGCUGUACAGACUCGUCGGCUGAUGUCCUGGCUUCCAGCGCUGCAGUCCCUCUCAGUUUGUCCCUCUCCCCGGCUCUCAGCCCAGAGGAGUUUGAGCGUCUGUGGCUGCAGCGACAGGCUCUGCAUGCAGAGCGAGGUGCUGAGAAAGAGGAAGAGGAGGAGUACGUGUGCUUGGAAGAAUGCAUCCGCUGCCCUGCGAUAACUCACUGCUCACCACAAAGCCUUCAGGCUGCGAUGCAACUGGUCAAUAUCCAGACACUGGCCUUCACACCACCACACACACUCCCCUGGAGGGUCUACCUGUACACACACACCCAGCAUACACAUUCUGAUGACACACCCUACAGCACGCUCAUAAUCGGGGAGCUGCUGUACAUCGGAGAGGCACAUCAGAGGGGAGUAUUAAAGAAAGGCACCGAUGACGGAGACGCGGUGGAGGGCAGGGAAGAGGAGCCGGUGACAGAAGGAGAAGAAGCCACUGCUGAUGGGCUGAGCAGCAGGGAGUCAGCCAGAAAAGAUGGAGAAGAGGAGGGCAUAAAAGUGACUCUGAAGCAGCAACCAAGAGAUGACAAAGUUUUAAAGGGGUUUCUCUCCAUCCUGACCACUGUACUGCACACACUGUCCUCUGAGACAAAUUAAAUAUGCAUUGCGUACACACUCAUACUCAUAUCGUUCUCCUAAAAGCGACGCUGACCACACUCAUUUCCUAUCAUAACUGUAAAAUUGCCCUUAAGCCUGUUGUUCUCAUCCUUUUUUGUUUCAACGACCUCUAAAUUGAUACACAUUAGGUUAAAGAACCUCAUCUGAUAAAAGUUUGCUUCAGGGAGCUCCAUUUAUAAAGAUGUUGGUUGGAUAUGAUUAAGACUACAAUUUUAUAAUUGUCAACUAAAAUUGAGGACAUAUACAUAAAAGAAGUGAAACCAAUUAUGAGAAGUUGUUUCUUAGGGCCGCUUCAUUGAUUGUGUAUCCAUGAGGAUCUGCUUUGGUUGGAGUGAUUGCAGAGUUUUUGACUGGACUGAAGUUUGGAGCAAUAGAUUGGAGCAAUAGCAGUUGGCACGUUUGUUAUGUGUUCUGUGUAAGUGGCCCAAAAAAAUUGACGUAUGCAGACAUGGACUAGGGAUCCAUGUGCACCCACACAGGAUGACAACAAUCAAGCCAACAGUAGCCACCUCAACACGAUGAAGUUAGUUUCAAGUUGGCUAUUUGCUAGACAUUCACUGCAGAAACAGUGAUGUCAUCUUACACCCGGCCUCACUGCAUGCGUAAGCAGUGCCUGACGACAACCACGGUGAAGUGGUGCAGCCUUAUCGCUUGAUUUGUUCACACUGACGGCAUUGUUGCAUUGUUGCAUUGUUGCAUUGUUGCCAUUGCUGCGGGGCUGCUGCAGAGCUGCCUGCUGCUGUAACUGCAGUAUUUCUGCGCUUAAAAGGUAAUACUGCACUCAUUAAUGAAGCCGUGCAAAUUACUGCAUUGCCGACAGCAUGGUCCUGCAAAUAUUUCACUAUAAAAAAAAACAUUCUGUCGACAAAAAAGUUGUCAGAGGGCUUUUAUUUUGAAACAGAAAAAGGAAAGGUUGAGUGAAAUGGAUAUAUUUGUAUCUCUUCAUGUCUGUGACAAAUAUAUAUUGAAACUGUAGUAAAAGGUGGUAUAGAGUCAGUAUAAUGAACAAAGACCAUUUCAGUCUAUUUUUGCUAUUACCCAUUUUUUCUGCAGGCAACCUGGAUCUCCCUUAAGGACCCCUGCGGGUACCUGGACCUCUGCUUGAGAACCACUGCCCUAAGCAACAACAAAAGAAAAGCCCUCACUUUGCAAAGUCUUCUUCAUCUGAAUUGUGAGGCUAAAACUGGACUUCAGGAAGCACUAGACCGAAGGUGUGUGUUCUUCACUUUUCACCACACACAUGUUAAGUUCUAUCAGCUGAAAUGUGAUUGAAGACUUUAACGAGUGAUUUAACAAGAACACAUUCAGAAAACUUACGUGCCAUACAUCAGUACAAUGUGCUGUCCUUUUUCACAGUCAGACAUAGAUUUUAAAAUAUUUGGAGUUUGGUAAAAGUUUGGCCCAAUGGAGGUUGAGCUGGUGAACCAAAAUCAACUUCUCCUUUUUCUUCUUCUUUUUUUUCUUUUGGGACUGAAAUAAAACAAUAUGUACAGAUGCGAACACACCCUGAUGGCACUUGAACAGCUUGUGCAUUCACAGGAUGCAGAGGCAGAAAUGAGAGUGACUGAAACGGAAGUUAUUGGUUUAUUGAGUGUGUGUGUGCACCAGUGAGCACUCCCAUGUGUCCCGCCGUACCCGUGAAUGUAGAUUAUAUUACACUGAAUACAGAGGACAUCAGAGGCUAUCAUCAUGAUAAUAGCAAGUUGAAGGUAAACACAAACGUACGAACCGACUAAAAAAAAAUUAAACAUACA